This is a messenger RNA of Porites evermanni, 762 nucleotides long. Lineage: Eukaryota; Metazoa; Cnidaria; Anthozoa; Scleractinia; Poritidae. The record is from the annotation of a GenBank genome assembly.
AUGCAACAGUGGGACAGAGAUUAUGGAACCGUACAACAGAGAUGGUGCCGCAGAAGAAUAUCUGAUGGUGGAACAGUGGAACAUCUGAUGGUGCAACAGUAGAACAUCUCAUAAUAGAACAGUGGAACAUCUGAAGAUGGAACAGCGAAACAAUCAUGAUGGAAAAGUAGAACAGAGAUGGUGCAACAGUCAAACAUCUGAUGGUGGAACAGUACAGCAUCUGAUGGUUGAAAGUACAAUAUCUAAUUAUGGGACGGUGGAACAGAUGUGGUGGAAGAGUAGAACAUCUGAUGGUGGAACAGGAGAACAGUGGAACAGAGGUUUUGAAACAUUGAAGUAUCUGAAGGUGGAACACUAAGACAUCUGAUGGUAGAACAGUAGAAUAUCAACGGUGGAACAGUCGAACAUCUAAUGAUGGAAAGGUAGAACACCUGGUGAGAGAUGGAGGAACAGUGGAACAAAGAUGCUGGAACAGUAGAACAUCUCAUGGCAAACAGUGGAAUAUAGGUGGUGGAACCGUGGAACAUUUAGUGGUGGAACAGUAGAACAUUUGAUGGUGGAACGGUGAAAAGAGAUAGUGGAACAGAAGAACAUCUAGCGCUGGAACGGUGGAACAGGGAUGGUGGAAAAGUAGAACACCUGAUGGUGGAGGAGUGCAACAGAGAUGGCGGAACAGUAGAUCAUCUUAUGGUGGAACAGUGGAACAGAGAUGGUUCAACACUAGAACAGUGGAACACUGGAACAGAGAUGGUGGGACAGUAA